AUGACGCCCCAGAGUCUGGAUACUCUUCCGUUUGAUAUCUUCUAUCAAAUCGCCACGUCGCUGGACGACCGCGAUUUUAUCAAUCUCAGCCGCACUACCCGCGCCCUGCGUGCACUAACGCAAAGUGAGCAGAUCGCCCGCAAAACCGUCGAGAAUGAGUUACUGUACAGCAAAGAAGGUCAGGCUGCUGUGGCGGCCCAGUCGGGCUACCGCAAGGCGGUCGGUCAUCGCUUUGAUAUCCACGAGGCUGUCGCCAUGGCAAAUCCCUACUCUGUCGCUACACUAGGCUAUGCGGCCGACUUUCUUUAUAACCAGGGCAUUCUUUGCUAUCGAUGGCAGGAGGAGAUUCGUCUCCUGGAUGUGCAUGGGGAUAAGCAUGCGGAACGCGUGAUAUACCUCCCAGCUAUCCAUGACCGAUUCCAUGUCAGCUCGAUCAAUGUGUCGCCGGGUAGUCGGAUCACACUGGUCGCUUAUAGUGAUGAAAUUCUUGUUUUUCGAGAGACUGGUGUGAGUAUGACCGAAGAUAUCCUGUGGGCGAUUAAUACAGAACGGGCUUCGCUGAGCGGGAUCGACCGCAAGCUGUUGUCGCAACCCAUUCCGGCUGGUGCUCCUCUAUUUGUACGUCAUAAUCGAUCUUACAUCUGGUUUGGCACGUUCAUGGCUGCCGAUGGCUCGGAUGGAGUAUGGUCGGUGACAGGCUGGGAUUUCCUCACUAAACUCCAUUUUGGGUUCCAGCUGGAUCGAGUUGUCGACGGGGACCUGGGACAAACAUUGUGUUUUGAGAUAUAUCAAGACCAUCUCUACGCGGUAUCAACGCAAGUUGCGUCAGAUGACAACGAGCUACAUUCCUCGUUCUACCAUUGGUCCUGUCAUGCUCCCCGUGAAGCUGGCCGCACAUGGAAUGGUCGCUUCUGGCGCCGUGAGCAUGGAGAAGGCCCUAUCAACGAAAUGUGGACCGAUCUUUCGAUCCGCACGGAUGAAGUGACUGGACGACCGAUGAUUUUAGAAUGUCGUCGGGAAUGGCGACACGGAGGGAGUGAAAAUCACCGCACCUACUAUACACAACGACUACCCACCCCCGAAGAUGCUUUGGCUCCUUUGUCGGAGGGUGCAGUUGAAACUCCGUCCUGGGUUUCCCUUGACGAUAACCUUGAUGACGAUCACCCCUACGACGAGCGCCCUGCCAAGCGGUUACGUCGCAACUAUCACGCCGAGUAUGAGAACGGCUCCGAUGAAAAGAAACGACAAGAAUUCAUUGCCGUUCGGACAAAGCACCGCAACUAUCAUCUUGGUUCAUCCACAUUUCUUGAUUUAGUCAACGACCCAGCUCCCAUUGGCGGCAGUGUGCGGUCUCGAGACCGACUCCGCCUCCGCACAGUAUCACGGAAGCGCAAAUCCCCCAUUGACGAAAAAGGCACCGAGGGCCCUUGCAAUAAGUUGUUCCAGCCGAUACAGUUUGACCAAGAUGGUCGACCAGUCGAAGAUUCCGAGGAACGCUUCGCAUGUCGCGGUGUGCACCUAUGGCCCUCAGACAACGCUCCGCCUGCGCUACACCAUCUUCUCUGUCCAGACGCACGCACUUCAUUCGUAAAGGGGAUCUCAGAUGAGCGUUCCCUUAUCUAUUCUGUCCCUGCCCCUGGACUACCAGCGGAUCACCACGCUCUCAUUCUCAUCAGUUUCGAUCCCCAACUCUAUCUCCCUACUCUUCAACCCCUUUCCCCCGACGAAGAGGCUGAUUCACGAGACAUCUUCCAUGUGAAACCUCAGUCACCAAAUUACUAUGGCAAGGAUGCUAUACAAGAAGCGCAGCCUUUCUUUCUUCCCAUCCGACGUGGCUACUGGCUACGUUGA
Molecule: messenger RNA, 1851 nt
Organism: Penicillium nucicola
Lineage: Eukaryota; Fungi; Ascomycota; Eurotiomycetes; Eurotiales; Aspergillaceae
Gene: fbx15
Product: F-box domain protein
Exons: 2
Coding region: 1-1851 (616 amino acids)
Molecular function (GO): protein binding
Source: RefSeq, a predicted model, not a curated record